AUGGCUAUCUCAAGCAACAAUGCCUUGGUAUUUGUCAUGCUGUUAUUUACAUUAUGUGAAAUGCAAAUAAUUGCAGGACAAGAAACUCGAACCUGCACCAACCGUGGUCCAUGCUUCUUGAAAAAAAUAAAAUGCCCUCAUCAGUGCCCUCAUGCAUCAUCGCCAGACCCAAAAGCCAAAGUCUGUUCUGUUAACUGUAAUUCUCCCACAUGCGAAACUACCUGCAAACAUCAUAAACCAAAUUGCAGAAGUCCAGGAUCUGCAUGCUUGGACCCUCGUUUUGUUGGAGCAGAUGGCAUUGUUUUCUAUUUCCAUGGAAGAAAAAAUGAGCAUUUCACCUUAGUAUCAGAUGUGAAUUUCCAAAUCAAUGCACGUUUCAUUGGCCUUAGGCCUGAAGGUAGAACAAGAGAUUACACUUGGAUUCAAGCAUUAGGAAUCCUCUUCGAUUCCCAUAAGUUUACCAUUGAGGCCACACCAACAUCAUCAUGGGGUGAUGAAAUUGACCAUUUGAAAUUCUCUCACAAUGGAAAAGAACUUGUGAUCCCAGAUGGGUACCUCUCUACAUGGCAAUGUCCAGAAAAUCAAUUUAGAAUAAAGAGAACAUCAAGCAAGAACAGUGUUACUAUUACUCUUCCAGAAGUAGCAGAUAUAUCUCUCAAUGUGGUGCCUGUGACUAAGGAAGAUAGUAGAAUCCACAACUAUCAAAUUCCUGAUAAUGAUUGUUUUGCACACUUGGAGGUGCAGUUCAAAUUCUAUAGUCUAUCCUCCAAAGUUGAAGGGGUUCUUGGAAGGACUUAUCAACCUGAUUUUCAAAAUCCUGUUAAGUUGGGUGUGGCAAUGCCAGUUGUUGGAGGGGAAGAUAGGUACAGAACCACCUCACUUGUUUCUGCUGAUUGUGGUGUUUGUUUGUUUGCUCCUGCUGAAGCUUUAGUAAAUAAGAACCAAGUGAUUGAUUAUGGGGUGCUUGAUUGCACUGGUGUUGCCAACAGUGGGAAUGGUAUAGUUUGCAGAAGAUAA
Abrus precatorius (Indian licorice) is the source of this 1017-nucleotide messenger RNA. RefSeq lists its product as uncharacterized. The record is from RefSeq and is a predicted model, not a curated record. The transcript has 2 exons. NCBI's taxonomy places the organism in Eukaryota, Viridiplantae, Streptophyta, Magnoliopsida, Fabales, Fabaceae. The coding region runs from base 1 to 1017 and encodes 338 amino acids.